Lemur catta (Ring-tailed lemur) is the source of this 495-nucleotide messenger RNA. RefSeq names its product ripply transcriptional repressor 2 (gene RIPPLY2). The record is from RefSeq and is a predicted model, not a curated record. Gene Ontology annotation, cellular component: nucleus. The coding region runs from base 1 to 369 and encodes 122 amino acids. Gene Ontology annotation, biological process: embryonic pattern specification; negative regulation of transcription by RNA polymerase II. The transcript has 4 exons. NCBI's taxonomy places the organism in Eukaryota, Metazoa, Chordata, Mammalia, Primates, Lemuridae.
AUGGAGAGCGCGGGGAGCGGAGGGGGCCAGCGCGCCGCCCCCUUGGGCCCGGCACGGCGCGGGGGCGCGGACUCCGGAUCCGCAGGCUUCUGGAGACCCUGGGUUGACGCCCGAGGCAAGAAAGAGGAAGCGGCGCCGCACCACGCCGCGGAGGCGAUGCCUGAUGGCCCUGGAAUGACCGAAGCCUCAGGAAAGCUGUCCCAAUACAGACACCCAGUCAGACUAUUUUGGCCAAAAUCAAAGUGUUAUGAUUACUUAUAUCAGGAAGGAGAGGCUCUUCUGAAAAAUUUUCCAAUUCAAGCCACAAUUUCAUUUUAUGAAGAUUCUGAUAGCGAAGAUGAAAUUGAGGAGCUGACCUGUGAAAAUUAAUGUGAUUAGUUACUUUUAAUGACAUUUGAAGCUUAUAGCAUUUAAAUUUAGUAUGUAAAUGUAUCAUAAUCCUUUUAAACUAAUUUAUUUGUAUAUAAAUUAUUAAUAAAAUGAAAUAUUUUGUAA